GUUCGUUGGCAGCCGAAAAUUCUUCCGAAGUUAUAAUUUCUUAAAUCAAGUUCUUUGUAUACAACUAUUACAAUACAUAAGUAUAGAAUGGCUACGCGUAAAAGUUCGUCGUAUCCACGAGUGAAAAAACAUCGAUAUUUAAUGCGUCAGCAUGAUUUAGUGAGUGAUGCAGAAUCCGUUAAUAACGAUGCUAAUAUGCUCCAAAAUGCCGAUGACGCAUGUGGAUUUCUUGAAGUUAAUUUAGAAAAUGAUGGAGUUAAUGAUCAAAUUUGUCAACGAGAAGAAUCUGACAGUUGUGAAUCCAGUGAUGGUGAUAGUUUAAGUACAUUUAGACAUAGUGAUGAUGAACAACACCAAGAAAAUUGGGGAGCUACAGAGGAGACAGAUAGUGAUACAGGCGAUGAUGGAUGUCUAGUAAAUGCACCAUUGAAUUUAAAAGAAGAUCUGAAAAAUUGGGCCAUACGCAAUAUCAGUAACGCAGACAACAAGUCGGUUAGUGAACUUUUAAAAUUAUUGCGACUGCAUGGUCAUGCAGAUCUUCCUUCAACUGCAAAAAAACUAUUAGGUUAUGCUCAGCGUAUUGACAGUUGUCCUAUGGUGUCAAAAAAAAAUACUAAUGGUAAAUACAUCUAUUUAGGAGUACAGAAUGGACUAAUUAAAAGACUUAGAUUGGGAGUUUACGAUGAGCCCGAGGUACGUGUCAUAGUGCAUAUUGAUGGAAUGACGAUUUAUCAAAAUACCAAGCAACAAUUAUGGCCAAUCAUUGGGAAAAUUUUUCAUAAUGAUUAUAAGUCCGUGCCGUUCAUAGUCAGUUUAUAUUAUGGUGAUGCUAAGCCAAAAUUUGUAGAGAAUUUUUUAUAUGAUUUUGUACAAGAAUCGAAAAAACUAACAGAACAAGGAUUGGUAGUGAAUGGUAAACAAUAUUCUUUCAAGAUAGCUGCAAUUAUUGCGGAUGGUCCUGCAAGAGCAUACAUAAGAUGCACUAAAGGUCCUGGAGGAUUUUCAUCGUGUGAGCGCUGCAUAGUUCCAGGGGUUACAGUUAAUCAAAAGCGAGUUUAUCCAGAAACAAACCUUCCAAAACGGACGAAAGAGAGUUUUGUUACUCGUGCCGAUAAGGAGCAUCAACCAACUGAUUUUAAAAGCCCUCUAUUAGAAAUACCAGGCCUUGAUCCUAUAAAGGAUUUUCCACUGGAAAUUAUGCAUUUGCUAUUCCUCAACCUCAUGAAGAAUUUGCUCAGCUAUUGGGUCCGCAGUCUUCGAUCAAGUAAAUUGAACGCUUUCAAAACUCUCAUGAAAAAUAUCACACGAUGGGUACCAGCUGAAUUUCAGCGGAAACAAUUUGAUAUUAGUGAUGAUGGCCGCUGGAAGGCAACACAGUGUUCAUUUAUGCUUCUUUAUGUUGGUGCGAUUGUUCUAAAGUUCAUAUUACCCAGGGAUGAAUACCAUCAUUUUUUACACUUGCACAUUGCUUGCCGGAUCCUCUGCAGUACUGAGCUAGUGAUGGACUCAAUGCAUUGUGAUCGAGCCGAAAAGUAUUUAAAAACAUUUGUCAACUGUAUGCCAACUUAUUAUGGUGAAGAUUCACAGGUUGGGCAUGUUCAUGCUACUAUACACAUUCCCGAUGACGCUAGGUAUUUUAAAACAUCUCUGAGCAAUUUAUCUGCGUCUUUCGGGGAAAACUUUAUUGGGAAAUUAAAAUCACUUGUGACGGCAAGGAACGAGCCAUUGGCUCAAAUAGUGAAUCGGUCAAAUGCUCAAGAGGAUUCUGAGUCGAUCAUGAAGCUCAAAAAAAGAGAAGUACUGAGUGAAUGUGUUUUAAAGAAAAAACUUCAAUAUUAUGAGAGAAAUGGACAUCAACACUUGAAGCUUGACUCAGUUAAGUAUCAUGAUAUGAUAAUUGCUGAUGAAGCUCCAAAUAAUGUCGCACAGCUUCAUAAUGGAAGAAUCUUGUGGAUUACGAACAUUUUUAUGAGGGCAGAACACAAAAAGAAUGUUCAGUCCCCAGAGGACAUAUUCAUUGAGGGGUGUAUUGAUGAUGAUCGCGAUCAUGUAUUCACCACCCCUUGUCCUUCAGCAGAAGUAGGCGUUUUAAAAAUUAAAUUGUUGAACAACAAAAAAUUAUUCAAACUUGCUGAUAUUAAAAGCAAGUGUGUAUUUCUCGAAAUUGAAGAUGAAUUCUAUACAUUAUCUCUGCUUCACGCCGACUGUUAACCAUUCAAAAAACUUAACAAUAACUGUAUCUAAAUAAAACUCUAUCUAAUAUAACUAUUAUACUAUAAUUUUUAUAUUACUAUAAUUUUUUUUUCUAUCAUUAAAUUAAUAGCGAGGUGAAUCUUUCCUUUAUGUGGUGUCCUAAGAUUCAUACUGACUAAAGGAUGGAUAUUUUUUUUGUGAUAUCGAGGGUAGAUUAACUUGUUAAUUAUUAUUGAAAAAUUGUAGUUGAUGUGUGGAUGAAAAAAAAAACGAUGCUACCGUGCAUUGGACUUCUUUUUGAAGAAAGCCAGAAAGAGGAGGGAGAGGAAAAGUCGACGAUGGCGCCCUCAAUUAGUGUUAAGCUAUUAUACGUCCUAUCCAAUAAUACUUCGAACAACAAUUAGUGAUUGAUGUGAACAUUAGAAAUUUGAGCGUUUGCGUAAACUCGUGUUUUUUUCCUUUGUAUAAGGCUGGGUGAGUGGCAUCGAGUGCAUCAUUGUGUUGAAUAGAGGGACCCGGCGUUUUGCCGGUGGAGGUUAGUUAGCAGUGGGGAUACCGCAAUAAGCAUUUCCGGUGUAAUUUUAUGCAACCGUUUGUGUUAUAAGUUUGUUAAAAAUUAUAGAAAGAAAAAGUUUUGAAUAUCGUCAUCUUAAUGCAGCGUGGUGAAACGGUUCUUUCCACCAAUAUAACGGUACAAAUAUAAAGAGUGAAGCUUUCAUCUGGCAAAUUGAGUAAUAUAAGUACAAUGAGUGAUGAGUCGACGCCUAAAUUCGCGAUUGUGCAUUUCUUCAAAGAAAAAACGGAUGAAGACAAACAAGUUGUAGAACUAUUGCCAGGAUUGUGGCUACGAAAAGUAGAAGGAGAAUGGACAUGUUACUGGCCACCUGCAAAAGACAACAAGUAUAUUCUAAAAUGGGUGAGAGAUGAAAAAAUUCCCCAAGAUGACUGGAUCAUGUGUGACGAAUUGAAAAUUCUUGGCUGGGCUGAUGACUAUGAAUCUGGGUUGCGUCGAGUAAACAGAGCCCUUAUUCAAGCCGAAAAUAUUGUUACCGAGUCUGACAAGGAGAGUGUACGAAGCACAGUCUCUAGAAUAUCUAGGAAGAGAGCGAGAGAGCUUAUGAAGAUCAGCAGCAAAAGAGAAAAUUCUACAGACUCAAGUAGCGAUGACUCGGCCCCAUUCAUGAAGAAGCCAAAGACAAGAAAAUUAAUGAAACAAAAGACUAAACGUUCUCGAAUGCUUUUAAACCAUGACAGUGAGUCAGAAAUUGAGAUUUCCAAGGUGCAACGAGAUGGAAAACCUGAACACUCGGAUGAUUCAACCUCGACCCUUGAAAAUGAUUCGCUGCUAUUGAAAAAAAAUGACGUGAAGUCAAAGAUAAAUAAGACACGUAAACGAUCCUCGAGUCCAACCAAUCAUUGCGACAAGACCCCAAAAAGCAGUGCAUUCAAGGCCAGCUAUUUCUCUCACUUAAACAGAAGUCCACAAAAAAUCAGUCCUCAAAUUCGAGUAGGAUCUGGUCUCUCUCAUAAUCCAGCGGAGAUUUUGCGAGAAAUAAAAAAUAAGCGAGAAGAAUGUGCUCAGGAUAGUGGAGGAUGUUCAAAAGAGAAUACUACCAACAGGGAUAUAUCUUUCACCACCCCAAAGUCACGUUAUUCUGAUCUAUCUGGAUAUGGAUCUCUUGUGAAAAAUGCUUAUACUAAGGCUCGUUGGAGAGAGCAAGCUGCACAACUGGAGGAGCUUCGUAAUGCAAUUACUGAUCCUGAAUUAGGAGCGGUUACGGAUUUUUUAGCUGCGAAACUUGAUUUUCGCAUGGACAUUCUGGGAAACAAGAUUGACAAUGCCAAAAGGAGUAUGAACUAUGAUUUUAAAGCUGGAGUCGACAGAUUGGCCGUUGCCAAAGUGAGUCAAUCAACACAUGAAUUCACAUCCUGGAAUGACAUUUUUGGAGUCAAUUUACCAUUAAAAACUGUGGACGACUUUGAUAAAUUCGAAGAAUCAUUGAACCAAUCAAUUCAAACUGAUGCUGAGAAACAGAAAGAAGCUAAGGAAAAACAGAAUAUUUUGAGAAAAAAAUUCACAAGCCAAAUUGCACAGUACACUGAUUACAUGAAGUGUAUUAAAAAUAUUAUUGAUAGCGUUAUUCAGAGGGACGUACAAUUAUUGUACAGUGGUAUGGGAAGAGUUUGCAAAAAUGUUCAAGUCAAACGACCCUUCAAUAAGACCGUUUGUUUCCAAUGUAUGACUGACGUAAUGCUCAUAAAAUUCCCUGUACCACCAAUACCAAUCCUUACUGCUACCAGUAACUAUUUAAGUGGCGCAGCCAAUCGAAAAGGAAGCUCAGUUGUCAGUGGAGCCCUGAUGAGUUAAAAGUAUAUAUU
Fopius arisanus is the source of this 4572-nucleotide messenger RNA. RefSeq lists its product as uncharacterized. The transcript has 8 exons. NCBI's taxonomy places the organism in Eukaryota, Metazoa, Arthropoda, Insecta, Hymenoptera, Braconidae. Bases 2939 to 4561 code for a protein of 540 amino acids. The record is from RefSeq and is a predicted model, not a curated record.